AUGAACAAAUCAACAUAUUUUAAAAUAUAAAAAAUAAUAGACAUAUUUUAAAUAGCUAAAAAUUUAAUCGAUAAAUUAAAUGGUCCUCAGAUUUUUUCAGGUGUUGCAGCUAUACCAGUGAUGGUUUAGAAGCUCUGCUAAUUAUUUUUCUAAUAGCAAAUAAAUUCCUUUAGCUCAUUGUAAAGAAAUUAUAUUCGAAUAAUUCACUUAGUAACUCUUUAGAUAACUUAUACUGGUUUGAUUUUGUUAUACAAAUCAAUAAAGUAUUGCCAAUUACUUAAAUUUCUUAGUAAUUUAAUUUCUUACUCAAGCAAUAAAAUUCAAAAGAAUGACUUUAUAUAUUUACAUUCGAUGCUUGUUUUAAAAUACGAUUCAAGAUAAAAAGGAAUAAGUAAGAAGUCAUAUCCAUAAGUAUAUCACUUUAUUGAGUUUCAUAACAAUCUUAUAAAGGCAAUAAAAUUUUCAGAUAAACAAUCUCUUUUUGUUAAAAUAAGAACAUUCUAAAAAUAAUCACAUAAUAUUCUAUGUUUAGUUAAAAAGUAUUGUAGUAAAUUCAACAUUUAUAUUCGCAUCUCUUUUUUUAAGUAUUAUUAUUAUUACUAAGCUAAAUUAAUACUCUUGAAUUGA
Tetrahymena thermophila SB210 is the source of this 627-nucleotide messenger RNA. RefSeq lists its product as hypothetical. The record is from RefSeq and is a predicted model, not a curated record. NCBI's taxonomy places the organism in Eukaryota, Ciliophora, Oligohymenophorea, Hymenostomatida, Tetrahymenidae. The transcript has a single exon.